GAGUCCACGGUUUCAGGGGGAGCUGUUUCUGGGGGCACGGAUCUGCGCGCUGUGUUAUUUAGUAUGUUGUGCCGCUGCGGGGAGAAGAGCCGCUGCUUUGUUCGGUAAAGCGCGGAGAUCCGGGUCUGGGUUCCGCGCGGCGGGGUUACUGAGAGUCUCAGCGCGGGGAGGAGGAUUAAAGCGCGGGGUUCGGAUACUCCGGGCCUGGUCUGGAUCCGGAGGUUCGGCUAAUCUGCUGCUGCUGCUGCUGCUGCUGCUGGAGGAGGAGGAGGAGAUGGUGGUGGUGAUCUCUUUCCUGACUGUUACUUGAAAGCUCUUCAGGCGGUUGCCGGGGGUCCGUGCCCUUGUCUUUCCUCCACAUCGUCGCCUCUGCCCGCCGUGCCCUAUGGAGGACUAGCUGUCCGCCGCCUCGCUGAAAAGGGAAGGGACUUGAAGAGCAGAACGCCAGGAGGAGCAUCUGACGCAGAUCAGCGGGACGGAGAGGUGAGCGAGUCGGAGGUGAGAGGAUGUCGAACCCCCGGAGCCAGAACCCUCAUGGACUCAAACAGAUUGGGCUGGACCAGAUCUGGGAUGACCUGCGAGCGGGCAUUCAGCAGGUCUACACUCGCCAGAGCAUGGCCAAGUCACGCUACAUGGAGCUCUACACUCACGUGUAUAAUUACUGCACCAGUGUGCACCAGUCUAACCAGCCCCGCGGGCCGGGCGUCCCCCCGUCCAAGCCUUCCAAGAAGGCACCCACUCCAGGUGGAGCUCAGUUUGUGGGCCUGGAGCUCUACAAGAGACUGAAGGAGUUUCUGAAGAAUUACCUUACAAACUUACUAAAGGAUGGAGAAGACCUGAUGGAUGAAAGUGUUCUGAAGUUCUACACACAGCAGUGGGAAGACUACCGGUUCUCCAGCAAAGUCCUCAACGGUAUCUGUGCCUACCUCAACCGCCACUGGGUGCGGCGCGAAUGUGACGAGGGUCGCAAAGGCAUCUAUGAAAUUUACUCGCUCGCCCUGGUGACGUGGAGAGAAUGCCUGUUCCGGCCUCUGAAUAAACAGGUUACCAAUGCAGUGUUGAAGCUGAUCGAAAAGGAGCGCAAUGGAGAGACCAUCAACACCAGACUCAUCAGCGGAGUGGUUCAGUCUUAUGUGGAGCUGGGCCUGAAUGAAGACGAUGCCUUUGCUAAAGGACCCACUCUCUCCGUGUAUAAGGAGUAUUUUGAGACUCAGUUCCUUGCGGACACUGAGCGGUUCUACACGCGGGAGAGUACGGAGUUCCUACAGCAGAACCCAGUCACAGAGUACAUGAAAAAGGCUGAGGCUCGUCUGCUGGAGGAACAGAGGAGGGUGCAGGUCUACCUUCACGAGAGCACACAGGACGAGCUCGCGAGGAAGUGUGAGCAGGUUCUCAUCGAGAAGCACCUGGAGAUCUUCCACACUGAGUUCCAGAACCUUCUGGACGCUGAUAAAAAUGAAGAUCUUGGUCGCAUGUACAACUUGGUCUCAAGGAUCACAGACGGUUUGGGAGAGCUUAAGAAGCUUCUGGAGACGCAUAUCUACAACCAGGGCCUGGCUGCUAUUGAGAAAUGUGGGGAAGCUGCUCUAAAUGACCCCAAAAUGUAUGUCCAGACUAUUCUGGAUGUGCAUAAGAAGUACAAUGCUCUGGUGAUGUCUGCGUUCAACAACGAUGCUGGCUUUGUUGCAGCACUGGAUAAGGCUUGUGGCCGCUUCAUCAACAACAAUGCCGUCACCAAGAUGGUCCAGUCCUCCAGCAAGUCUCCUGAACUUCUGGCCCGAUACUGUGACUCCCUGCUGAAGAAAAGCUCCAAGAAUCCAGAGGAGGCAGAGCUUGAAGACACACUGAACCAAGUGAUGGUGGUCUUCAAGUACAUUGAGGAUAAAGACGUGUUCCAGAAGUUCUACGCGAAGAUGCUCGCCAAGCGAUUGGUGCACCAGAACAGCGCCAGUGAUGAUGCUGAGGCCAGCAUGAUCUCCAAACUGAAGCAAGCGUGCGGCUUCGAGUACACGUCCAAGCUCCAGCGCAUGUUCCAGGACAUCGGCGUCAGCAAAGAUCUGAACGAACAGUUUAAGAAGCACCUCACCAACUCUGAGCCUUUAGACUUGGACUUCAGUAUCCAGGUGCUGAGCUCUGGUUCCUGGCCUUUCCAGCAAUCGUGCACUUUCGCUUUGCCUUCUGAGUUGGAGAGAAGCUACCAAAGGUUCACAGCCUUCUACGCCAGCAGACACAGCGGCCGCAAGCUCACCUGGCUCUACCACCUGUCCAAAGGAGAGCUGGUGACCAACUGCUUUAAGAACAGAUAUACCCUGCAGGCUUCAACGUUUCAGAUGGCUAUCUUGCUCCAGUACAACACAGAAGAUGUGUACACUGUCCAGCAGCUGACUGACAGCACUCAGAUCAAAAUAGACAUUUUGGUGCAGGUUCUUCAGAUUUUGUUGAAGUCUAAAUUGUUGCAGGUCCUGGAAGAUGAGAAUGCGAAUGUGGACGAGGUGGACUUUAAACCAGACACACUCAUAAAGCUCUACCUGGGCUAUAAAAAUAAAAAGCUGCGAGUGAACAUCAACGUGCCAAUGAAGACCGAGCAGAAACAGGAGCAAGAAACCACUCACAAAAACAUUGAGGAAGACCGGAAACUCUUGAUACAGGCAGCCAUAGUGCGAAUCAUGAAGAUGAGGAAGAUGCUGAAGCACCAGCAGCUUCUGGCCGAGGUCCUCAACCAGCUCUCUUCCAGAUUCAAGCCCAGAGUUCCUGUCAUCAAGAAAUGCAUCGAUAUCCUCAUAGAGAAGGAGUACCUGGAGAGAGUGGACGGCGAGAAGGACACCUACAGCUACUUGGCUUAAACGUUCCCCUGUCAUUCUCCCCUCCACGUCUUCCCCGUCUCUCUCUCUCUCUCUUUCUCUCUCUCUCUCUCUCUCUCGCUCACUUUUUUUUUUUUUUUUAAGUUGUCUCUUACGUAAUAAGCAUCAUUCCUUCAGACGUCGGGAGUGUGUUGUCGGGAAUGUGUGAGCGCAGGAGGAAUUUUGCAAAAACGCAGAGGAAGAAAGACGUAAAGAAAGAAAGACUGAGGAGAAAGAGGAGGAGGAAGAGAACGAUGGAGCGAGGGACUGCGUGUGUAUGUUUGUGUGUAAAUCAAUCAUUCUCAUCCUCGUCGUCACUAUCGUAGCGGGCGUCUGCCGAGCUGGACUUCCCUUUAAAGCGCCGCCAGCGCGCCGUCGGAGCGGCUCGCUUCACCUGACCCGCCUCAGGACGGACAGACGGACUUCGUGGUUGUAAAUAAGAAAACGCUGGACAGAGACCUACUACCUUAAUCUCCUGAAACGCAAACUAUUACAGAAUAAACCCCACCGGUUUGCAUGCAAACUGCCUAUCUGCAUUUAAACGAAAGAGAAUCGCCCACCCACAUCAGAACAAACUGAAUAAGCCAGGCAUUAUUAGAAGAUUUACGAGUGCGGCGGUGUCGGCCAGGAACCUUACGUUUUAACCGAGGGGGGAACGAACACAAACAAAUGGUGCGAUUAUUAUUAUUAAUUAUUAUUUUUUUGUUUGUUUUUCUUUCGUCUGCACAUCCCAGGUAAAGAAUAUGUGUUUGACCAGGUCCUUAGACGUGUACUCAGCAUCGUUUCCUGCUAUCAGAAAAACCAUUUGUAUAGUGUGGUUCACUUUUUUAAAUGUGAGGUAAAUAAAAAAGAAAUUAAAGGUUUCUGUAUGCUGUCUAA
Molecule: messenger RNA, 3719 nt
Organism: Astyanax mexicanus (Mexican tetra)
Lineage: Eukaryota; Metazoa; Chordata; Actinopteri; Characiformes; Acestrorhamphidae
Gene: cul1a
Product: cullin 1a
Exons: 22
Coding region: 507-2843 (778 amino acids)
Biological process (GO): protein ubiquitination; SCF-dependent proteasomal ubiquitin-dependent protein catabolic process
Cellular component (GO): SCF ubiquitin ligase complex
Molecular function (GO): ubiquitin protein ligase binding
Source: RefSeq, a predicted model, not a curated record